AAGAGAUAAAGCAAUUUGCAGCCCUUUAAAUAAGGCAAACAUUUACACAACUUUAAGAGCCAGGCCGUUGUCUAAAAGCGCAAUGGGUGUUCUGCUUUUUACUCUGACGCUUUGUGUUGUCUUGAUCCCUUCAACUCUCUGCAGAUCACACCAUCAUCAGAAGCAUUCUGUUUACACCCCCCCUAAGAAUGUGAACAUAUCCUGUGAGAGUGACUACUCUUGUUUGGACUGCACCACAGCCCGAGUGUGUGCACCUACAUCCGACGGUCAAGGUCUUUACGAGAUUCAACGCUUUAAGUGUGAUUCUUACCAGCCUUACUGCAACUUCACCACAGGUACUUGCUCCAGCAUUGUGGACCCAGCAUGUUACAAUUUGCCCAAUGUUACAGUUUCCAACAACUUUACAUGCAUGAGGAACGGAUUCUUUCCCGACCCCUACAACUGCUCCAUUUACUAUCAUUGUCAAGACGAAGUAGCAUACCAAUACGCUUGUGUGUCGCCCUACCCUUACUAUUUAGUAGAAUACAACAGCUGCGUCAGCUACAGUUACUACUGUGCGAAUUUAACAGCGGCAAAUUGCCGAAGCUACUAUGCUGGAACAAAACUUGGCUUUGGGUAUCCAGGCUACAAUUAUUACAUAUACUGCGGGUUGAACAGAACAGUGACCACAGUUGACAAAUGUAUUGGAGCUUAUACUUUCAGUUAUAACUACCAAGAAUGUAUUCCAACCUGUCCUCAUGCUGGGUUGUUUCCCAAAGACGAUGAUUGUGCCAACUACUACAAAUGCUCCCCGAAAACGUCUUUGUACUACAAUGAUUUCAACAUGACAGACUUGACGUGCCCUGAAGGUCAAGGAUUCUCUGAGACUGAAUAUAUGUGUGUUGAUCGCUCAAGAGUACCCAACUGUCAAAAGCCUUACCCUGCCCUGUACAGCAAGUAGUGACUACCAGGAGAGGAUAUACAUUUUAUUCAACUAUUUUACAGAAUUUUAUGAAUUUAGAUCAAUAAAUAUUUACCAGGC
Messenger RNA from Macrosteles quadrilineatus (aster leafhopper), 1021 nucleotides. RefSeq lists its product as uncharacterized. Gene Ontology annotation, molecular function: chitin binding. The transcript is spliced from 2 exons. The record is from RefSeq and is a predicted model, not a curated record. NCBI's taxonomy places the organism in Eukaryota, Metazoa, Arthropoda, Insecta, Hemiptera, Cicadellidae. Bases 83 to 940 code for a protein of 285 amino acids. Gene Ontology annotation, cellular component: extracellular region.